UCUCUUUCACCAGUCAGAUCUCCCCUUCUCCAGCCCUGUCUCUCUUUCACCAAUCAGAUCCCCCCCUUCUCCCGUCCUUUACCUCGUUCUCCAAUCAGAUCCCCUAUAUCCCCUUCUCCAGUCUUGUUUCUCUUUCACCAAUCAGAUCCCCCCUUCUCCAGCCCUGUCUCUCUUUCACCAAUCAGAUCUCCCCUUCUCCAGCCCUGUCUCUCUUUCACCAAUCAGAUCCCCCCUUCUCCAGCCGUGUCUCUCUUUCACCAAUCAGAUCCUCCCCUUCUCCAGCCCUGUCUCUCUUUUACCAGUCAGAUCUCCCCUUCUCCAGCCCUGUCUCUCUUUCACCAAUCAGAUCUUCCCUUCUCCAGCCCUGUCUCUCUUUCACCAAUCAGAUCUCCCCUUCUCCAGCCGUGUCUCUCUUUCACCAAUCAGAUCUCCCCUUCUCCAGCCCUGUCUCUCUUUCACCAAUCAGAUCUCCCCUUCUCCAGCCCUGUCUCUCUUUCACCAAUCAGAUCUCCCCUUCUCCAGCCCUGUCUCUCUUUCACCAAUCAGAACCCCCCUUCUCCCGUCCUUUACCUCGUUCACCAAUCAGAUCUCCCCUUCUCCAGCCCUGUCUCUCUUUCACCAAUCAGAUCCCCCCCUUCUCCCGUCCUUUACCUCGUUCACCAAUCAGAUCUCCCCUUCUCCAGCCCUGUCUCUCUUUCACCAAUCAGAUCUCCCCUUCUCCAGCCCUAUCUCCCCUUCUCCAGCCCUGUCUCUCUUUCACCAAUCAGAUCUCCCCUUCUCCAGCCCUGUCUCUCUUUCACCAAUCAGAUCUCCCCUUCUCCAGCCCUGUCUCUCUUUCACCAAUCAGAUCUCCCCUUCUCCAGCCCUGUCUCUCUUUCACCAAUCAGAUCUCCCCUUCUCCAGCCUUGUCUCUCUUUCACCAAUCAGAUCUCCCCUUCUCCAGCCUUGUCUCUCUUUCACCAAUCAGAUCUCCCCUUCUCCAGCCCUGUCUCCCUUUCACCAAUCAGAUCUCCCCUUCUCCAGCCCUGUCUCUCUUUCACCAAUCAGAUCUCCCCUUCUCCAGCCCUGUCUCUCUUUCACCAAUCAGAUCUCCCCUUCUCCAGCCCUGUCUCUCUUUCACCAAUCAGAUCUCCCCUUCUCCAGCCUUGUCUCUCUUUCACCAAUCAGAUCUCCCCUUCUCCAGCCCUGUCUCUCUUUCACCAAUCAGAUCUCCCCUUCUCCAGCCCUGUCUCUCUUUCACCAAUCAGAUCUCCCCUUCUCCAGCCCUGUCUCUCUUUCACCAAUCAGAUCUCCCCUUCUCCAGCCCUGUCUCUCUUUCACCAAUCAGAUCUCCCCUUCUCCAGCCCUGUCUCUCUUUCACCAAUCAGAUCUCCCCUUCUCCAGCCCUGUCUCUCUUUCACCAAUCAGAUCUCCCCUUCUCCAGCCCUGUCUCUCUUUCACCAAUCAGAUCUCCCCUUCUCCAGCCCUGUCUCUCUUUCACCAAUCAGAUCUCCCCUUCUCCAGCCCUGUCUCUCUUUCACCAAUCAGAUCUCCCCUUCUCCAGCCCUGUCUCUCUUUCACCAAUCAGAUCUCCCCUUCUCCAGCCCUGUCUCUCUUUCACCAAUCAGAUCUCCCCUUCUCCAGCCCUGUCUCUCUUUCACAAUCAGAUCUCCCCUUCUCCAGCCCUGUCUCUCUUUCACCAAUCAGAUCUCCCCUUCUCCAGCCCUGUCUCUCUUUCACCAAUCAGAUCUCCCCUUCUCCAGCCCUGUCUCUCUUUCACCAAUCAGAUCUCCCCUUCUCCAGCCCUGUCUCUCUUUCACCAAUCAGAUCUCCCCUUCUCCAGCCCUGUCUCUCUUUCACCAAUCAGCUCCCCUUCUCCAGCCCUGUCUCUCUUUCACCAAUCAGAUCUCCCCUUCUCCAGCCCUGUCUCUCUUUCACCAAUCAGAUCUCCCCUUCUCCAGCCCUGUCUCUCUUUCACCAAUCAGAUCUCCCCUUCUCCAGCCUUGUCUCUCUUUCACCAAUCAGAUCUCCCCUUCUCCAGCCUUGUCUCUCUUUCACCAAUCAGAUCUCCCCUUCUCCAGCCCUGUCUCUCUUUCACCAAUCAGAUCUCCCCUUCUCCAGCCCUGUCUCUCUUUCACCAAUCAGAUCUCCCCUUCUCCAGCCCUGUCUCUCUUUCACCAAUCAGAUCUCCCCUUCUCCAGCCCUGUCUCUCUUUCACCAAUCAGAUCUCCCCUUCUCCAGCCUUGUCUCUCUUUCACCAAUCAGAUCUCCCCUUCUCCAGCCCUGUCUCUCUUUCACCAAUCAGAUCUCCCCUUCUCCAGCCCUGUCUCUCUUUCACCAAUCAGAUCUCCCCUUCUCCAGCCCUGUCUCUCUUUCACCAAUCAGAUCUCCCCUUCUCCAGCCCUGUCUCUCUUUCACCAAUCAGAUCUCCCCUUCUCCAGCCCUGUCUCUCUUUCACCACAAUCAGAUCUCCCCUUCUCCAGCCCUGUCUCUCUUUCACCAAUCAGAUCUCCCCUUCUCCAGCCCUGUCUCUCUUUCACCAAUCAGAUCUCCCCUUCUCCAGCCUGUCUCUCUUUCACCAAUCAGAUCUCCCCUUCUCCAGCCCUGUCUCUCUUUCAC
This is a messenger RNA of Mobula hypostoma (lesser devil ray), 2598 nucleotides long. RefSeq names its product proline-rich protein 36-like. The record is from RefSeq and is a predicted model, not a curated record. NCBI's taxonomy places the organism in Eukaryota, Metazoa, Chordata, Chondrichthyes, Myliobatiformes, Myliobatidae.